Molecule: messenger RNA, 2386 nt
Organism: Galleria mellonella (greater wax moth)
Lineage: Eukaryota; Metazoa; Arthropoda; Insecta; Lepidoptera; Pyralidae
Product: beta-1,3-galactosyltransferase 5-like
Exons: 2
Coding region: 274-1362 (362 amino acids)
Cellular component (GO): membrane
Molecular function (GO): hexosyltransferase activity
Source: RefSeq, a predicted model, not a curated record
UUUGUCAGUCAGUCAUGUCAAUGCUUGUCGUUGUUUCGUGUUCUUUCAAUAUCAAUUGAUUCGCUUUUAAGUAUCGCCGUCUAUUGGCUGUAAACAAAAUAAUUUGCGAAACCGCCAACAGGUGAUGUGAGGUGAUUAUUACGCUGGCGGCUCCUCACGCUGCCUCAACGUACACCAAGAAUCUCGGCAGUCUUCGAUAUCCGUGAACGCAGCCCUGGAACUCACAUCAGCUUGUACACGUUAUGGUGUGUAACGUCGUAAGGUGAGGGCGCGAUGGGCGCGGUGCGGCGCUCGCACGUCGCGGCGCUGGGCGCGGUGGGCGCGCUCGUGCUGCUGCUGCUGGCGCGCCUGCCGCCCCCCGCGCGGCCCCGCCCGCCCCCCGCGCCCGCCUCCACCGCCGCGCCCUCCACCACCACCAACCGCACCGCGCCGCCGCCGGCCCCGCUCGUGCACACGCCGCCGCCCUCCCCGAAGCCGGCCCCGGCGCCGGCCCCGGCGCCGGCCCCGCUCGGCCCUAAGCCGGCGCAGCCCGGCCCCGUCAUCACCAACGACGUGUACGUGGCCGGCCACGAGAAGCCGCACCCCGAGCUGUGCCCCGCGCUGGGCGGCCGGCUGCGGCUGCUGAUGCUGGUGACGUCGGCGCCGUCGCACGCGGCCGCGCGCGACGCCGUGCGGCUCACGUGGGGACACUACGCGGCGCGGGCCGACGUCGCGCUGGCCUUCGUGCUCGGCGUGCCGCCGGACAAGAUGCGGCCCGCGGUCGACGCGGAGGACGCCCUCUACGGCGACAUCAUAAUCGGCCGCUUCAUGGACUCCUACUCGAAUCUCACCCUCAAAACGCUGUCGAUGCUCGAGUGGGUGGACACGUACUGCCCGCGCGUGCCGAAGAUCCUCAAAACGGACGACGACAUGUUCAUAAACGUGCCGAAGCUGCUCGACUUCGCGUCGGCGCCGUCGCGCGUCAACGCGACGAAGACGAUCUGGGGCAAGGUGGUCAAGAAGUCGCUGCCGAAGCGGACGACUCGGUCGAAGUACUACGUAUCACCAUUGCAGUUUCCGGGUAAGGUGUUUCCUGAUUUCGCGACGGGGCCGGCUUAUUUGAUGACCGCUGACGCGAUUAGGAUGCUGCUGGCGGCUGCGCCGUCGGAGCGUUACCUGCGGCUCGAGGACGUGUUCGUGACCGGCGUGCUCGCCAACAAGCUGGGCAUAAAGCGGCAGCACGCCCCCGAGUUCUACAACAAGAAGGUGGCCGCCCACCCGUGCGCGGUUCAGAGGGGAGUGGCCAUACAUAUGGUGAGGUAUCACGAGCAGUUCGACCUGUGGCGGAAGCUGUUAGACGGGAAGACCAAAUGCGCCAGCUAGUGAACGGCGAUGCGAUAGUUUUGCUGAACAAAUAAUGUUAACGGAACAAUACUACUUUUAAUACUGACUUACAUAGUCAUAGUGUAGCCAGACAACUUCGCUCGCGGCGCUACUGCGUUAUUGACAUACAGGUAUUGAAGAAAGAGGGGCAACUCUAUUUUUGGAUUAGACGCACUUUUCUCUUCAUUACCACAAAAAACGUGUUUAAAUACAAGACUCAACCUCAAAAGAUGGUAACCGUGAUCUCUAAACGCGUACAAGUCUUAUUUGGUGAGGUCAAAUUUACGUUUCGUAAGUAUUAAUCAUGCCUCCUUACUUUCCUUACUUUCCAAGCGCCCAGCGCUGUCACUACGCAGUACUGCGUUCGAAGUUGUCAGGCUAUAGCUUUGUUAGUCGCACUAUAUACGUAUAAGUAAUUAAUACAUUAAAAUUGUGUAGUGCAGUUUAUUAAUGCAGUCGAUGGCGUAGGCUUUAAAACAAUUUAUGAAAUCUACAAAUCUAAGCCGUUAUCCGGUUAUGCAAUUCCUGAAUGGAAAAUGUCAUUUGUUAUAUGCCAUGCCUUACAUGUUUUGGAGUUUUACUCAAUUCGCUUUUGGCAUAGACAAGAGUUCUACUGGAUUUUUUUGCCCCACAUGUGGGCCAUUAAAAAGCUAAUUACAUAUUUUAUAAUUAUAAAGUAGAAGUUAGUGAUUUUUAUGGGUUUUUUAUGCCAUAAAAUUGCAAUAAACGUUUAUCUAUUUAUAUUACAGUUUAUAUAUAUAUAUAUGUGUGUAUAAUUUUUAAAUUAUAAAUAAUAUGAUUAUAUAUUUAUCUAGACACGAUCUGCGACAGAACAAAUAUACGUACUAUUUACAUAAUAGUGAUGUCAUAAACUUCUUUGCGAGAUUAUAGCUGUAUAUAAUUGUUUACUUUGGCUCGUCAAUAAAAAAUAAAAGUAGUAUUGUUGCCAGUGUUCUGAAUCUCGCUGGUUUAAUUGUUUCCUUUGAUAAAAAAAAAAAUAAAUAAAUCUGAUAUUGUACAUUGA